Messenger RNA from Colius striatus (speckled mousebird), 3358 nucleotides. It is a transcript of the gene NAA60, whose product is annotated as N-alpha-acetyltransferase 60, NatF catalytic subunit. Gene Ontology annotation, molecular function: histone acetyltransferase activity; protein-N-terminal amino-acid acetyltransferase activity. The record is from RefSeq and is a predicted model, not a curated record. Gene Ontology annotation, biological process: N-terminal peptidyl-methionine acetylation. NCBI's taxonomy places the organism in Eukaryota, Metazoa, Chordata, Aves, Coliiformes, Coliidae. Gene Ontology annotation, cellular component: Golgi membrane. Bases 2535 to 3263 code for a protein of 242 amino acids. The transcript is spliced from 8 exons.
GCCUGAUAAGUCAGUCAGUGUGGUGGUGCUGUUACUUCAGCCCCUUGGCUGAUGGAGUGGACUGGCCCUGCCACCCAAGGAGCCAUCCUCUCUUCCUGCUCUUUUCCACCUCUCUCCUCUCCACCCCAGCCACUCCCAGGGUCAUUUCUGAAGCAAACAGGAGCAGCUGAAACUGGUUGCAAAGGCUGAUUGUCGCUGACUGUGCUGUGGUAAAUACCUGGGGCUGUCAGCUACAAAGCUGAGCACUUCCCUGGGAGUGGUUUGCAGGGUUGAUUCAGGAUUCCUCAUGGCUCUGCCUUCCUGCUCACUACAGGCUGUGGGGCUGAGGUAGCCUUUGGAAACACACAGCAAUUCCCUUAGUGACUCAGUGCCAUUGCCUGCUGGCAAUGCUUUUUGCUCUGAUACACUCAGAGAAUCGUUACAGUUGGAAAACACCUUUAAGGUCAUCGAGUCCAACCACUCACCUCACACUGCCAAGCCCAUCACUAACCCAAACCAUGUCCCUCAGCACCUCAGCACCGUGUGCUUUGAAUGUCUGUAGGGACAGUGACCCCCCCAGCUCCCUGGGUAGCCUGUUCCAGUGCCUAACAACCCUCCCAGUGAAAAAGUUCUUCCCAGUGUCCAACCUAAACCUCCCCUGUGCAACUUAAAUCCAUUUCCUCGUGUCCUGUCAUUCCUUACUGGAGAGAGCAGAUGGAGCCCCACCUCCAAGUCCCCUCCAGGUAGCCGUAGAGUCAUCAUGUCUCCUCUCAGCCUCCUGUUCUUGUAGGAUAAGCAUCCCCAGCUCUCAGCCACUCCUCAUAAGACCUGUUCUCCAGACCUUUCACCAGCUUUGUUGCCCAUCUCUGGCCACACUCCAGCACCUCCAUGUGCUCCCUGUGGAGAGGGGCCCAGAGCUGGACACAGUAUUCGAGGUGCAGCCUCACCAGCGCCGAGUACAAGGGGACAAAAUGUUAAGGUGCUUUUAAAGAACCAAUUGGGCAAAGCUGUUGGGUGUAGCAGCAGAGAAAGUUCUGUCUCUGCUGAGCACCUCUUCUACAAACUCCCAGGUUACAGCCUAUGGAAAAUGGUGCCUGGAGUGGUACCACGCUGGUCUCCCCGGCACGGUGUGUCUCGUGGCCUCAGCGCAGGGGCUGCACAAAGCUCUGUGUGUGUGUGUGUGUCCCUUUCCUCCUUGCAGUAAGGCAGCGAUGGGAGCUGCUCACAUCCCCAACGUUGGCCUUUAAUUGAGUUUUUCAUUGCUCCCUUUCAACUUGUUGCUGUGGAUGUAAGAGCAAGCCUGCAUGCCACAAUCCACUCUCACACCAGCUUCAGGCAGCAGCAGGGGGCUUUUUGAGUGGAACCUGGGUGUUUCAUGCUGGAAAGCACCACUGAGACAGAAAAGGAGGCCUGUUAGAUCUGAAAGGCAGGAUCUUGCAGAGGUGUGACUUAGGGGCACUUGCCUGCCAGCUAGGGAAGGAAUCCCUUUUCAAUCCCUUUGUGUGUGUGUGUGUGUGUGUGUGCAAAGCACCUCACUGCAACAGCCUGCAAGAAGUUCUUUGUUGGUGUCCCCUGUGGUGAGGGAGGCAGAGGGCCUGGGUUUUAUGGACAGUCAGUAGGGAAGGGAGGCAGGCUGGGAUCCCCUCAGCUGGGGUUUGCACUGCACUGCAGCCCAUUUUGGGCUGGUUUGGGGGGUUUUUGGUCACUCCACAACAUUUCCCGUGUAGCUGUUGAAUUCAAAGCUGGCAGCAGGCCCUUUGGGGUUGGCUCUUUUUCUGGAGGAAAGGCUGCCUGUUGGAAACUCGCCACGUUUGGCAUUUGCAAGGGUCUGGGCCCGUGCUCGGGCGAGCUGCUUGUGCCGGCUGUGCCUCCGCUGUGGCCGCUCGCUUCGCUCCCCAGCGCCGCUGCCUCCCAGCGGCAGGGCCCUCUCUGAGCCUUGUGUGGGCCAUGCCCUGGGGAGCUGCUGUAUCUGGGGCAGCAGGAAGCCCUGCCCUGUGCAGUGUGCCUUAGAGACGCUGUGUUCGGGCACCAGCUCCUCCGAAAGGUACGGCUGCAGGGUGAAGGAACAGCCCAGGAGGCGACCGGCAGCCAAGGGCGAGCGCUGCUGCUGCUGGCCGGCUGUCGGGUCAGGCUGCCGGUGUGCAGAGCAUCAGGGAUACAAGCACACGGGGACUGCACUUCACAGUCUGUUUCAAGUGCUGAUCCUUCGGCAGGAGGCCAAAGCGUUAAUCACCCUGGCAUUGAGGCUUUCAGCCUGUGCACACCUCAGUCCCAGGGCAGCAGGGAGAACGGAGCCAGGGCUGGGGACAAAGGCACGAGUGCCCUUCUGGGAAUGAUGCUGUCAGCACGUCAGAGCCCAGGAGGAACUGGCAGAGCAGCGUGGGGCGAGCCUGUGGGAGGAGGGCUGGAUGCCAGCAUGGCUUUCCCCUGGCCAGUGCUGCCUUCCUGGCUGUCCCAGCCCAGGCUCUGGCCGAUAUUCCACGAGGAGGAAGCUGCUACUGAAGGAGGAGCUCCAAGUCUUGGGCCAGUGCAUGUGCCUGAGUGGCCAGGUGUGAAUGACACAGGAGGUGCCCCCGGCGGCACUCGCGGACGUCAGCCUGCGCCUCCUGUGCCACGAUGACAUAGACACGGUGAAGCAGCUCUGUGGAGACUGGUUCCCAAUAGAGUACCCUGACUCAUGGUACCGAGACAUCACUUCCAACAAGAAGUUCUUCUCCCUGGCAGCCACGUACAGAGGCUCCAUCGUGGGAAUGAUAGUGGCAGAGAUCAAGAGCAGGACAAAGGUGCAUAAAGAGGAUGGAGACAUCUUAGCAUCCAAUUUUCCUGUGGACACUCAAGUUGCCUACAUCCUGAGUCUUGGAGUGGUGAAGGAGUUCAGGAAACAUGGAAUAGGUUCCCUCCUGCUGGAGAGCCUGAAGGACCACAUCUCGACGACGGCGCAGGACCACUGCAAAGCCAUCUACCUGCACGUCCUCACCACCAACAACACAGCAAUAACCUUCUAUGAGAACAGAGACUUUAAGCAGCACCACUAUCUCCCCUACUACUACUCCAUCAGAGGGGUCCUCAAAGAUGGCUUCACCUACGUCCUGUACAUCAACGGGGGCCACCCACCCUGGACAAUCCUUGACUACCUGCAGCACAUCGGAUCCACACUGGCCAGCCUGAGCCCCUGCUCCAUCCCACAGAGGAUCUACCGCCAAGCCCAGAGCCUCCUGUGCAGCCUCCUGCCCUGGUCCAGCAUCUCUGCCAAGAGCGGCAUCGAGUACAGCCGCACCAUGUGACUGCAGCACGAGUGUGGGACAGGCAGGGCUGGCAGCCCAGAGCUCCCCUGCCCGGCUGCCAGCCCGUGCCCAGCGGGACCCUUCCCAGGGAGCCU